AUUCAGUUGUUGUUUAUGAACUCGCUGGUAAGGUCGACUUGAACGGCACCGAAUUUACGAUUUGUAUGAUAUUGAAAAGAUUGCGACUUUGCACUUAAGAAAUAUUAGGCUCUAAAAGUUGAUUACAAAUUUUCGUAUUAAACACGCAGAUUUAUUUUGCAGAACGUAUAUUAUGUAUGUUCUAUAUACUCAUGCUAUAGAAUAAAUUCAUAAAAAAAUCGUAUAUCAUACAUUCGUCAGAAUAUAUAUAUGUACAUUGAGUGGAUCCUCCCGUGAAAGUGAAAGUUCAUUUCUAUCACAAAGUGUUUAUUUCGUGCGUGUUAUUUUCAAUAUUUUUCCUUCCAUUUUACGGUAAAGGUUUCUUUUGUUUUUCCUAAAAAGAGAUUUUUUUUAUUCCGUCGUGCGAGUGUGUGUGGUAUAUAGAGAAAGAAAACGCGAUUAUUCUUAAAUAUUUAAAAAUUGAGUUUAUUGUGACACACUGGCAAUAGGCGUAUAAAUCCAUGGCACAAGAUUGAAUAUAAUAUAGACUUUGGCUUGAUGUUGUUAAUAGGAUUGUCCUAGAUCGACACAUCGAUAACAAGAUGAAUUGAAAUGAAUAUUUCAUUUUAUUCGGGCGUGUACGAUCAAGAUGAAAUCAGCCAUUUUAUAUCCAUAUGGACCACUACGAGGAAAUGGAUGUUGUCGUAUGCUACAUGUUAAACAUUUGGCGGUGACGAGUGGUAUAUACACAUUGAACAUUUCAAUACUUGUUGUUUUGCUGUACGCUUGGAGAAUUAGCGUCAAUAUAAAGAAAUAUGGCGACUUGGAGGAUGUAUACUAUGGGGUACAGAUAGCGUAUUUUGCUAUAAUUGCGACCCAGCUGUCCAUGAUUAUCUUAAGUAUUGUUUUGCUAGUCGGUAUACAUAAGGAAAACGUCGGUUUCGUCGUACCGUGGAUUAUAGGAUUUAUAUGCUUCAUGGCGUUAGAGGCAGUGGCAAUGGUAUAUUCGAAUGUUCUUAGAGAUCAUGUGAAUCGGCAAUUCGAUGCGCUGUGCAAGGCUGAGGUUGCCUUUUUCAUGGCACGAGCUUUUAUUAAUUCUAUUGCGAUUUGGGGCGUUCUUCGAUUCUACAAUCUUCUACGCAUUGGCGUUAGCUGGAAAGGUCCAGAAGUCAUAGAACUCUGAUACAACCCAUCCGAUUCGUCUAAAGGUUCCACUGGCCGUCGUCAAAAUGACGAAAUGAGACGCAAUCAUGAAAUUACCAUUAACAUUGAAAAUAGUGAUGACGAUGACGAUGAUGAGGACGUACACAUGACAGACGAUGCUGAAAAGAGUGCAGCUAGCGGCAGUGACGAAGAUGAUUCGCUAUUGGUGGCGUACGACAGUAAUUCGGUGGCAUCUGUGUGACAUACACAAAGUGCGAUGACAAUAGAAAAGUUAACGUCAAAACGAUGGACAAUAUGUUUGGUAGUUAUGAUCACUGCUGCUGAACUGUAUGCCCAGAUUAUUUUAUUAUUUUAAAAUUGAAUAAAAAUUUACGCUUUUUUGGCUGAAUGCUCAUUCGCUUUGAUUCUCUCAUGAGUCUUUUCAUUGAGAAAAGAUUUAAUUUGCAAGGCGUGACAUCACUUGAAGUAGUAGAACUAUUAAAAAAAAAGUUCUAAAGAAACAGAUUAAGACACCUCUGAGUUGAUAACGAAGACAGUGGCGCCUCCACGACAUAGUUCUCUGUGUACUAAAAAUUUAUAUGGAAAAUAUCCGCUGAAGUCCCAAUUUGGGAGCCUUCAAAGGUGUUCAGAGCCUAGAAAAUGGCGCAUAUCCACGCAAUAGCAUCACUUUUUUCUCGAAGAAAUUCUCUCAAAUGAUGCAUUUUAAGUGUAAUGUCCUACAAAUCACCCUAUUGAUCGUGAGUUGAAGCAAAGUGAUAGAGAGAACGUUCCGAAUUGAAUGCGUACAACAGGCGACGUUGUUAAAUUUAGAUAAUAUUUUGUGCCAAUGAAAAAUGUUAGAAACCGAAAGGAAAAACCAUUUAAUUUUAAAGAAUAUUUGAACAGAAAACUUUUAUACGUAAAGACUUAAGGAUUAAAUUCAUUAAAGGAAGCUUGAAAUUCUAUAGAAUAUUGUAGUUGGAAAAAUCAAAAUCUAGUUAUUACAGAGUUAUUGAUAAAAUUAAUAAAAUGUUAUUAACGAAUUGAUGUUAAAGUUGGACAUUUUCGUUAAAUGGAAUAAUAAUUCGAUGAUCUCGAGACUUAAAUAAAUAGAUAUUCAGAUAAGGGAUAAACCGUAGAGAUAUGUUGAAAAUAGAAAAUGUUCUCACAUCCGUAAUGCUCUUUUGUUGUCGAAACUAACAGAAUAGCUUUGUAAAUACGAAGGUAUAACACUUAUGCAGAAGGUUUAAAUUAAACGAUUUUCUACUUUACGUUCGAGAAUAUAUAGACCGAGAGCCCGUGCGUAUGUAUGUAUCAUUCCCUCGGUCCUACGGUUUGCAAUCUAUGUUAUCAUCAUCACCACGAUCAUUGUUCGGGUGUAUUCACUGACGUGCGACCUCUGUGAGCACUAAUACAUCCACUUUUUCCACUUCUAAUGCCAUUUCCACUUGGCCAAUUGACAGAAAACACACCAUUUUUGCCAUUAAUAUUUCAUGACAAACAAACGUCCGUUCUACAACUUUGAUUCUUGAGCAAUAAGAGGACCCUAAGGAGUGUAUGCACCAUCGGUGUCCAAAUGACGCAAAAUUAAAUAUAAAAAUAAAAAAUUUAUUCAAAUUUCUGUCGUCUUUGACUGUCAGAGUCUAACUGACAUGUUGAAAGUUGAAAAGCCUGACUUGUCUGCCACAAUAUACCUCUCAACAAAAAAUUUAUUUUUAAAAUUUCAUUCUUCAUUUUGCGUUGAUGCCUUCAUUUCGACACCAAUUUUCCAUGAUAUGUGACUGCUACGAUAUACACUAGGCAUAUUUUCGUUAGACACCUCAUAUAACACUCAAAAAUGAAAGACGUUGGAACAAAUGUUUCCCAUUAUCAAGUAAUUUGACAUACAUUUCAAACCAUGUCCUUUCGAGGAACUAACAUACAUACAGGCUCUCGGUCUACCACAUUCUGCUGGAAAUUGUUUUACUUCUGUGUGCGAGAACGAGACUUAAAGCUGUAAUUAAAGUUAUUCCAGUAAACAGUAACUAUACACAUUUUGAGGGAGAAAAAAAGUGUCUCUGCAAAUUGUGUUUUAAGUACCACAUGCAUUACACGUUCUGCCACUGCACAUUUUUUGUUUAUUCAACAAUUAGGACGUAAAUUGGAUAAUGUUUACAAUGUUUCGUUGAAACAUAUUCAUGGUACGAUUCCUUACAGUAGUACAACUGUACACAACUGUAUCAUUUUUGCAUAACUGAAUAGGCCAUCUCGGCCAUGAAUAAAGAAACUAAAUUCAUAGCGUCGAGACACAAAUUAGUAUAAACUGAUGCUGAGCUCCAGAAAAAAAAUUAAUUCAAAUUUAUUAGUCUGCCACACAUUCAAACAGUUAAUAAGUGGCGGCGGCAUGGCACUGACGAAUUUCUCUGGCAAACAAUAUUUCAUAUUUUUCGUACGUACCACUGGUUUAUGGGAGUAACUUUCCUUGCAUCAUUAAAUAAUUCCCAAGACGUUGUUUCUUGCACACAUUUUAUUUAUCUCUCUUAUUAUACCUCUGAGAUGAUGAAGAUUAGUGUUAGACAAACAUUUAAUCUUCUAACAUCAUUUAAUUUUAUAUUUUUUAUAGUGCUAACCGACAGACACCGUGAUAAGUAAUUAAGAAGUGGGAUGAUGGGUAAGUGCGGUCUGUUAAAAGCAAAAUUUAUUUUUUUUUUGUUUUUGUUUGUUUGUGCUUCGCAAGGGUAAUCAAAUUUCAAUAACAGAAAUGUUUUAGCUACUUAAGGUAGAGUAACAAGAUAAUAAAUAAAUUCAAAUGGAAACGGAGCAACUUAAAAUUAAAUUAAUGUUGUAAAUAACAUGUACAUUCAAAUGAAUAAAUA
Bradysia coprophila is the source of this 3977-nucleotide messenger RNA. RefSeq lists its product as uncharacterized. Lineage: Eukaryota; Metazoa; Arthropoda; Insecta; Diptera; Sciaridae. The record is from RefSeq and is a predicted model, not a curated record.